Coturnix japonica (Japanese quail) is the source of this 16911-nucleotide messenger RNA. NCBI's taxonomy places the organism in Eukaryota, Metazoa, Chordata, Aves, Galliformes, Phasianidae. The record is from RefSeq and is a predicted model, not a curated record.
CGUGAUGUACUGAGCCGUGCUGAGCCAAGCUGUGCUGUGCCAAGCUGUGCAGAGCUGCCCUGUGCCAAGCCAUGCCACGCUGUGCCAAGCCGUGCUAUGCUAUCCCAUGCCGUGUCAAGGCAGUGCUGCCCUGUGCCACGCGCAGCCAUGCCAAGCCUUGCCAAACCAGGCUGUUUUGUGCUGCAUUGUGCCAUAUUGAGCCGUGCCGUGCUGUGUCCCUGGAGAGCAAGGCAGCCCAGACUGGGUACAGCACGCAGAGCUGGCAACAGGGACACAGCGUGUGGAUGGGGAAAUGGGCUCAGAGACAGGGGCACAGCGGUCUGGGAGCUCUGGACAUGCAAUUGGGUAGAGGGACAUGGACAGGAAAGAAGCUGUGUGGGCACAGGAACACAAAUAUGGGGUUCAUAGACAGAGAUGGGGCUGAUGUGGGGCAGGGAGCAGGCAGCACAGAGCUGGGGGUGGGGUACCCCUGGGACAGGGCUGUGUGUGUAGGGACAUGGAGGUACUCGGGGCUGCCAGGGCUACUCCAGGUGACCCCAACUUGUGGGGCUGCUUUUGGUGGGUCUGAGGAUUAAGUUCCCCCUGCACUGGACAGGAUCCCCGCACACAUUCCUGGUGGGGAUGAGUGGGACCAGGAUGUGGGGAUUAGGAGCAUCCUGUCUGGGAUGAGAGGCACACAGCAGGAGCACCAAUCCAGAGCACUGUGCCCUGGAAACGGCGCUCAGCUUCCCAGGGGCUGCGUGGUGUCCUGCUGGCAAACAGCUGGGACCAAUCAGCAGUCCUACAGCUGGCCCAAGUCGGACAGAACCACCCCAUAAAAAGCCACUCCUAGGGAUGGCCUUGGGGCUCGGAGAGGUCUGGAGACAGAGGACAGAGCGCUGUGGGUCUGUCUGGCCUCAGGUUGGGAAGUGGUCAGCGAUGGUGAGGAUGGUGCAGCGGCAGUGGAAUGGGUCCCCCAUGGGUGUGGGCAUCGUGGCCAUGGUGCUGCUCUGGGUGGUGACUGAGGCUGACAGAGGGAGGUGGUGUGAGCAGACAGAGCAGGUGACAGAGGAGGAGGUGAUGGUGCCCCGGCGUGAGGACGCGGUGCCGUGCCCCAGCAUGUACCAGUACAUCCUGGCAGGUUGGCGCAUUGACCUCAACCGUAUGCGCCAGUUGUACGGUGGGGAGCGCGGCAUGCCCCCAACCAGCACCCAUCCUGGGCCUGCCAUGUGCUACAUCUACAGACCCCCAGAGACGCAGCUGGUGGUGAGGAACCGCACGGUGAGUGCCUGCUGUGCCGGCUGGAGUGGGGCACACUGCACAGAAGCGGAGGGCUCUCUGGGACAAUGCCACACCGGCUGGCAGUGCCAGGACGCGCUGGGUGCCCACAACCUGUCUGCCAUGAGCAUGGCCGAGUGCUGCCGCCAGCCCUGGGGGCACAGCUGGAGGAACGGCUCCUCUGCGCUCUGCUUCAGCUGCAGCCGGCAGCCCCUCACCGGUGAUGUACCCCUGCCCACAGCACUGCGGGGUCCUGCCACCCGGCACCGCGGUCCCACUGCCAGCUGCAUCUCAUGGGCCGGAUCCCGGUACCGCAGCUUCGAUGGGCGGCACUUUGGCUUCCAGGGCGAGUGUGCCUACAGCCUGGCCACCUCCACCGACGGCACCUGGGCUGUCAGCAUCACCACAGGCAGCCCACCGGUGCUGCACAUGACGUUGGGGCUGGACACAGUGGUGGCACGGGGACGCAACGUCUCUGUGAAUGGCAUGGCAGUGCCCGAGGGGCGGCCGCAGCUGCUCAGCGGGAUCAGUGUCACCUGGCUCGGAGACUUUGUGGCUGUGGAGAGUGGGCUGGGAGUGCGCCUCAAGUUGGACGGGCGCGGGACGAUCUACGUGAUGGUCAGCACGGAGCUGCGGGGCGGCACACAGGGGCUCUGUGGCCCCUACAAUGAUGACCCGACUGAUGACUUCCUACGGGCUGAAGGGGACGUUGCUCCGUUGGCUGCCAGCUUUGGGAACUCCUGGAGGAUCCCAGGUGCUGACCCUGAGGUCUCCUGCAGUGAUGCCGUGGAGCCCGGCCCCAGCUGCGCCAUGGGCAGCACAGCACAGCAGGCAGCCGAGGCCAUGUGUGGGGUGCUGCUCACCGACCCCUUCCGCCAGUGCCACGGAGCGGUUGACCCCCGUGGCUUUUAUGAGGCCUGCCUGGAGCUGCACUGCAGGGAGGGGAGCACAGGGCCCUCACCAUCCCCUGCUGUCUGUGACACAUUGGCUGCCUACGUGCGGGACUGUGCCCAGCGGAAAGCCUACAUUGAGUGGCGCCGGCCGGGCCUCUGUGAGCGGCAGUGCGGCCACGGGCGGCGCUACUCGGACUGCGUGUCCUCCUGCCCCGCCAGCUGCGUGGCUGCAGGCGCUGCCGAGGAGGGGCACUGCCGGGACGACUGCGCCAGCGGCUGUGAGUGCACCCCGGGGCUCCUCCUGGACGGGGGGAACUGCGUCCCACCGAGCGCCUGCCCCUGCCUGCACCGCGGCCGUGUGUACGCCCCGGGGCAGAGCAUCCGCCAGCACUGCAACCGGUGCACAUGCCGGGGGGGCCGCUGGCUCUGCGGCCAGGACCGGUGCGCGGCGGAGUGCGCGGUGCUGGGGGAUCUGCACUACAUCACCUUCGACCACCGGCGCUUCUCCUUCCCUGGUGCUUGCGAGUACAUCCUGGUGCAGGACUUUGUGGAGGGGACGCUGCGGAUCACGGCGGAGCAGAAGGCGUGUGGUGACCGCCAGCCCCUCAGCUGCCUCCGGGCGCUCUCCAUCACAGUGCCGGGGGCCUCAGUCCGGCUGCACAGCACAGGAGAGGUGGUGGUGGAUGGGCGCGUGGUCCCGCUGCCCUUUGCCAGUGCUGCGCUGACUGUACGCCGAGCCUCCUCCUCCUUCCUGCUGCUCCAGACCUUUGGGGCCCACCUGCUGUGGGGACUGGAGACCCCCGCAUCAUACAUCACCCUGCAGCCCGCCUUCGCCAACAAGGUCCGCGGUCUUUGUGGGACCUACAACUGGGACCAGCGGGACGACUUUGCCACGCCGGCGGGCGACGUGGAAGUCGGUGUCACCGCCUUCGCCAACAAGUACCGACUGUCCUCCCAAUGCCCCGUGCUCAGCCCCGUCCCCUUCGAGCCCUGCAGCGUCUACGCCCCGCAGAGGGAACUCGCUGCUACCGCCUGUGCCAUCCUGCACGGCUCGUCCUUCCAGCCCUGCCACCACCUCGUGGACCUGGAGCCGUUCCACCAGCUCUGCCUCUACGAUGUCUGUGCCUGCCCAGCUGGAAAGCACUGCCUCUGCCCUGCGCUGGCUGCCUACGCCAGGGAGUGUGCCCAGGAGGGAGCAGCCCUGAGCUGGAGGAAUGAGAGCUUCUGUGGCACUCAGUGCAGUGGGGGUCAGGUGUACCAGGAGUGCAGCAGCCCCUGUGGCAGAACCUGCGCUGACCUGCGCCUGGACGUGCUCAGCUCCUGCCCUGGCCUUGACAACAUCUGCAUCUCUGGCUGUAACUGCCCCACGGGGCUGGUGCUGGAUGAUGGCGGGCAGUGUGUCCCACCAGGCAUCUGUCCCUGCCAGCACGGCGGUGAGCUCUACCCAGCAGGCAGCAAGAUCCGGCAGGGCUGCAAUGCCUGUGUCUGCACUGCGGGCACCUGGAGCUGCACCGAUGCCCCCUGCCCUGAUGCUGCCUUCUGCCCUGGGGACCUGGUCUAUGUUUUUGGGUCCUGCUUGCGCACCUGUGACAGCACUGAGCCCAAUGGAACGUGCAUGGGGAUCGCUGAUGGCUGCGUCUGCCCCCCAGGCACUGUCUUCCUGGACGAGCACUGCGUGCCCCCAGAAGAAUGUCCCUGCCAGCACAACGGGCGGCUGUACCAGCCCAAUGACACCAUCGUCAGGGACUGCAACACCUGCGUGUGCCGCCAGCAGCGCUGGCAGUGCAGCAGCGAGGACUGCGCGGGGACCUGCGUGGCCACGGGGGACCCCCACUACAUCACCUUCGACGGGAGGGCCUUCUCCUUCCUGGGGGACUGCGAAUACGUGCUGGUGCGUGAGGCCAACGGGCUCUUCACCGUCACCGCCGAGAACGUCCCCUGCGGCUCCAGCGGCAUCACCUGCACCAAGUCGGUGGUGGUGGAGCUGGGCAACACCGUGGUGCACAUGCUGCGGGGAAGGGAUGUGACGGUGAAUGGAGUCUCGGUGCGUCCCCCCAAAGUGUACAGUGGGAACGGGCUGACACUGCAGCGCGCCGGCAUCUUCCUGCUGCUGCUGUCCCGCGUGGGGCUGGCGGUGCUGUGGGACGGAGGUACACGGGUGUACGUCCGGCUGCAGCCGCAGCACCGGGGCCACGUGGUGGGGCUCUGCGGGAACUUCGACCGUGACGCCGAGAACGACCUGGCCAGCCAGCAGGGUGUUCUGGAACCCACCGCCGAGCUCUUCGGCAACUCCUGGCGCGUCAGCCUGCUCUGCCCUGAGGUGGAUGGCGCGGCCGCGCAGCACCCCUGCACCGAGAACCCACACCGGGCAACGUGGGCCCGCAAGCGCUGCAGCAUCCUGACACAGCAGCUCUUUGUGCCCUGCCACGACGCGGUGCCAUGCCAGCGCUUCUAUGACUGGUGCAUCUUUGACGCCUGCGGCUGUGACUCCGGGGGGGACUGCGAGUGUCUGUGCACAGCCAUCGCCACCUAUGCUGAGGAGUGCAGCCAGCGGGGCAUCCACAUCCGCUGGAGGAGCCAGGACCUGUGCCCCUUGCAGUGUGAUGGAGGGCAGGAGUAUAGCACCUGCGGCCCCUCCUGCCCCCAAACCUGCCAGAACUUGGGCCUGGAGCUGCCCGAGCACUGUGACACCAUGUCCUGCCUGGAGGGCUGCUUCUGCCCCGAGGGGAAGGUGCUGCACGAGGGUGGCUGUAUUGACUCCGCCGAGUGCCCGUGCUUCUGGCAGGGCAUCGCCUUCCCAGACAGUGCUGUGGUGCAGCAGGGCUGCAGGAACUGCACAUGCACCACAGGGCUGUGGCAGUGCACACCUACAGCAGAGCCCUGCCCAGCACAACCCCGCUGCCUGGACUCAGAGUUCCCGUGCCGCACUGGUGGGCGUUGUGUGCCGGGCGCGUGGCUCUGUGACAACGAGGACGAUUGCGGGGACGGCUCGGAUGAGGUCUGUGCCCUGCACUGCGCCCCACACCAGCACCGCUGCGCUGAUGGGCAGUGUGUGCCCUGGGGUGCCCGCUGUGAUGGUUUGUCUGACUGUGGGGAUGGCUCUGAUGAGCGCGGCUGCCCGCCACCCCCCUGUGCCCCUCCGGAGUUCCGCUGCGCCAGCGGCCGCUGCGUCCCAUGGGCACAUGUCUGCAAUGGGGAGCUGGACUGCGGCUUCGCCGAUGACUCAGACGAGGCAGGCUGCAGCCCAAGCUGCAAUGCAGGUGAGUUCCAUUGUGCAGCGGGACGCUGCGUGCCGUACCCACAUCGCUGCAAUGGACACGACGACUGCGGGGACUUCAGCGAUGAGAGGGGCUGCGUCUGCCCGGCCGGCCACUUCCAGUGCCCUGAUGCAGUGUGCCUGCCCCCGGCUGCCCUCUGUGAUGGGAUGCGGGACUGCAGGGAUGGCACCGACGAGGCGUUCUGCCCAGACCGCAUCACCUGCGCCCCGGGACAGCUCCCCUGCCCCGAUGGUUCAUGUGUCAGCCAGGUGAAGAUCUGUGAUGGCAUCUGGGACUGCAGAGAUGGAUGGGAUGAGAACUCUGUGCGCUGCAUGGUGUCCUGGGCGCCCCCUGCACCUACCCACCUGCCCACUAAUGGCACAGCAGCACCUGCAUGCGGACCCUACGAGUUCCCAUGCCAGAGUGGGCAGUGCGUGCCACGGGGCUGGGUGUGUGACAGCGAGGCUGACUGCCCCGAUGGCAGCGACGAGCGGGGCUGCAACCAGAGCUGCUCAUUGGGACACUUCCCCUGCACCCUGGGUGCCCACUGCAUCCCCUACGAGCACCUCUGUGAUGGCAUCCCCCACUGCCCUGACCACUCCGAUGAAAGCGAUGACAACUGUGGCUCUACACAGAUCCCACCAUGCCCAGGGCAUUUCAUCUGCAACAACCGUAUGUGUGUGAAUGCAACCAGGGUGUGCGACGGGGCACUCGACUGCCCCCAGGGCGAGGAUGAGCUGGCCUGCGAAGGCUACGUCCCCACUGGUGCGAGGAACCAGACGGUGGGUCCCUGUGCUGAGUACAGCUGUGGGGAUGGCGAGUGCAUCACCUUCAAGCAGGUGUGCAAUGGACGGCCUGACUGCAGGGAUGGGGAUGUGACCUCAGGCUGGCUGCCCUCAGAUGAGUGGGACUGUGGGCACUGGGGCCCCUGGGCACCCUGGGGGAUCUGCAGCCACUCCUGUGGCCUUGGUCAGCAGCUGCGGGCGCGGGAGUGCAGCCAGAGAGCCCCAGGUGUGCUGCGUUGGUGCCAUGGUGAGGCCACGCAGGCAAGGCCCUGCUUCAGCACUGCCUGCCCUGUGGACGGUGCCUGGAGUGAGUGGAUGACGUGGUCCAACUGCACACAGGGCUGUGAGGGGGUGGUGGUACGGCAGCGGCACUGCCAGCCCCCCCGGGACGGCGGCCAGCCCUGCGCCGCUCUGCCUGCCACAGCCCACGCCACGCUGGAGAUCAGCAUGUGCCAGCAGGACGGGUGCCCCCCUGCCUCCUGCCCCGGGGGGCUGCAGCCCCAGCCCUGCGCCCCGUGCCCUGCAUCCUGUGCCGACCUCGCCAGCCGCGCACCGUGCCACCGGGAGCAGUGCACCCCAGGUGAGGCCACCUGCUGUCAUCGUCCCUGCUGUGCAUCCCAUCCCCUACGUGCCCACAACACACUGGGCUCGGGGGUCUCGGCGGUGCCCGCAGGGUGCUGGUGUGCAGAGGGGCUGGUGCUGGAUGGCGAGCGUGGCUGCGUGCGCCCACGGGAGUGUCGCUGUGAGGUGGAUGGGCUGCACUACUGGCCAGGGCAGCGCAUGAAGCUCAACUGCCGUCUCUGCACCUGCCUGGAUGGGCAACCCCGGCGCUGCCGCCACAACCCUGCCUGCUCCGUGAGCUGCAGCUGGUCCUCCUGGUCCCCCUGGGGUGAAUGCCUGGGGCCCUGUGGCGUGCAGAGCAUCCAGUGGUCCUUCCGCAGCCCCAGCCACCCCGGCAAGCAUGGCACCAACCGGCAGUGCCGCGGCAUCUACCGCAAGGCACGCAGGUGCCAGACAGAGCCGUGCCAGGAGUGUGAGCACCAGGGCCGGAACCGUGCGCAGGGGGACCGCUGGCGCUGGGGACCCUGCCAUGUCUGCCAGUGCCUGCCUGGCCCCAAGGUGCACUGCUCACCAUACUGUGCCCAUAGCACUGUGGGCUGCCCACAGGGCCAGGUGCUGGUGGAGGGAAAGGGGGAUUCCUGCUGCUUCUGUGCACAGAUAGGUGACAAUGUGACAGCUGUUCCCACAGCACUGACAGUGGAGCCCCCCAGCACCAUCCCAGGAGAGCCCCCUGGCAGCCCAUUGCCCACGUUCCCGCUUCCUCCCCCGGGUGACCCCUGCUACAGCCCCCUGGGUGUCACCUCCCUGCCCGAUAGCAGCUUCAAUGCCUCGGCCGAGCAGCAGCAGCACCCAGCUCACGCCGCCCGCCUGCACCACAUCUCCCCAGGGCUUGAGCUGCAGGGCUGGGCCCCCCCAGCUGACACCCCCCCUGGACUGCCUUCCCAGCCACCUUUCCUGCAGCUGGAUCUGCUGCAGACCACCAACCUCACUGGGGUGGUGGUGCAGGGGGCCGGGGCUGGGGAUGCCUUCAUCACUGCCUUCCAGCUGCAGUUCAGCACUGAUGGGAACCGCUGGCACGACUACCAACAGCUCUUCCAGGGCAACUGGGAUGCCACCACGCCAGUGGUGCAGCCACUGGGCCACAUGGUGCAGGCGCGCUACGUCCGUAUCCUCCCUCUGCGCUUCCACAACGCCAUCUUCCUGCGGGCUGAGCUGCUGGGCUGCCCAACAGUGCCCCUGGACCUGGCAGAGGUGACAACAGUGACACCAGUAUCUUGUGGCAUGGGGGAAUUCUGGUGUGGGGUCAGCUGUGUCACGGCAUCCUGGAGGUGCAAUGGUGUCAUUGACUGCCCCGGUGGUGCUGAUGAGGCCGGCUGUGAGCCCCCCAGCAGCACCAUGCUGCCCACCCACCCUGCCAGCCUCACACCCCCUGGCAGUGCCGGCAUCCUGGGGCUGACUGCAGAGCCACCUGUGCCCCCCCCAGCAGUGGUGCCAGCAGGGACGAGUGCAUGGCUCACUGUUGGCUCCACCAGCCCUGCUGUGCCAUCCACCACCAGGCUGCCAGGUGUCCCCACCACCACCAUCACCCCUGGGGGGCCACCCUCUGCUGGCCCUCCCUCCCCAGACAUGGCAGCAGUUACAGUGUCAUACCCUGUGACGGGACCACCUGCCCUGCCUGCGCCUCCCACUGGGGUCCCCACUCCAACGUCUGCUGAGCUGCCCCUGCCCCAGCUCCUGUGCCCCCCGGGCCAGUUCCUCUGUGAUGCCUUGGGCUGUGUGGAUGCAGACAUUGUCUGUGAUGGGCAGCAGGACUGCCUGGAUGGAUCUGAUGAGGCACACUGUGGAGCCCUCCCCACCUCCAGCAGCACCCUGUCAGCGCUGGCCUGGCCCAGCAGUCCCCCGCCCACCUGCUCCCCCAAGCAGUUCUCCUGUGGCACCGGUGAGUGCCUGGUCCUGGAGAAGCGCUGUGACCUGAACCGUGACUGUGCUGAUGGCUCCGAUGAGAGCGGCUGUGUCGACUGCAUCCUGUCCCCGUGGGGUGGCUGGAGCCAGUGCAGCCGCUCCUGUGGGCUGGGGGUGACAUCCCGCCAGCGGGUCCUGCUGCGGGGUGCCCUGCCUGGGGGAGCCUGCCACACCCCCCGCCUUGAUACCCGCUCCUGCUUCCUGCGUGCCUGCCCAGUGCCUGGCGCCUGGGCAGCCUGGGGCAUGUGGUCCUCCUGUGAUGCUGAGUGCGGGGGGGGCAUGCGGAGCCGCACCCGGAGCUGCACUGACCCCCCACCCAAGAACGGCGGCCAGCCCUGUGUUGGGGAGGACCUGCAGAGCCAGUCCUGCAACCUGCAGCCCUGUGGGGACACCCGAGAGUGCGGCCCUGGGAUGGUGUUGGUGCAGGAUGGGGACUGUGCGCAGGGCCUGGUGCCACCCUGCCCCCAAGUCUGCGAGGACCUGAGUGCCACCAGCAGCUGCCAGAGCCCCUGCCAGGAGGGCUGCCGGUGCCCGCCAGGGCUCUUCCUGCAGAACAGCACCUGUGUCAAUGCCAGCCAGUGCCACUGUCACCAGGGCCAGCAGCGCUGGCUGCCCAGCCAAGUCUUCCUGAGGGAUGGCUGCAGCCGAUGCGUGUGCCAGGACGGGGUGGUGACAUGCGAGGACAUGGCCUGUCCCAUCGCCUGCGCCUGGUCUGCCUGGUCACCAUGGACCCUCUGUGACCGCAGCUGUGGUGUGGGCAUGCAGGAGAGGUUCAGGUCCCCAUCCAACCCUGCAGCAGCCAAUGGUGGAGCCCCGUGUGAUGGGGACACCAGGGAAGUGCGUGAGUGCCACACACCCUGUGCCACUGCUGAACCAAGCAGCGGUUGGAGCUCCUGGACUCCAUGGUCCCCCUGUUCCCGAAGCUGCUUCCACCACGUGGACCGGAGUGGCCGGCGGCGCCGCUUCCGGCACUGCGAGGGGAUGGGGACCUGCCCAGGGCUGGGGGUGCAGGAGGAGCCCUGUGACACAGCUCCCUGCCCGGUGGCAGGUGUCUGGAUGCCUUGGUCUGCCUGGUCUGAGUGCUCUGCUCUCUGCGAUGCCGGUGUUCAGACACGCAGCAGAACCUGCACCCCCCCGGCUUUUGGUGGUGCUGAGUGCAUGGGACCCCACCUCCAGACCCGCGACUGCAACAUCCAGCCCUGCGGAGCGCAGUGCCCUGACACCAUGCAGUACCUCACGGCAGAGCAGUGCCAGCACAGAGCAGGGCAGUGCCCACGGAUCUGCCAGGACCUGGGUGCUGGUGUGGCAUGCACUGCACAAUGCCAGCCUGGUUGCCACUGCCCUGCUGGGCUCCUGCUGCAGAACGGGACCUGCAUACCACCCAGACACUGCCUCUGCUACCACCGUGGCCACCUGUACCAGCCGGGGGACAUCGCUGUGCUUGAUACUUGCAACAACUGCACCUGUGUGUCCGGGCAGAUGGUGUGCAGCACAGAAACCUGCCCAGUGCCCUGCACCUGGAGCAACUGGACGGCCUGGAGCACCUGCAGCCACAGCUGUGAUGUGGGGAUGAGGCGGCGGUACCGGGUGCCCCUUGUGCCCCCCCUGGCCAGAGGGGAUCCACCUUGCCAGGGGCCCAGCAUGGACGUGGAGUUCUGCAGCCUGCAGCCCUGCCUUGCCAUGGCACCAUGGGGUCCGUGGUCGGGGUGCUCUGUGCCCUGUGGUGGUGGCUACAGGAACCGCACACGGGCUGGUCCCCCCCUGCACAGACUCGAGUUCAGCACCUGCAACCCCACACCCUGCCCUGGCAAGGAGCCGGGGGUCUGCCCUCCAGGCAAGCAGUGGCAGGCGUGCUCCCAGGGCCCGGCUUCAUGUGCAGAGCUGAAUGCAGCCCCCCUGGCUGAUGAGGGCUGCCACCCUGGCUGCUACUGUCCCCCAGGGAUGCUGCUCCUGAACAAUGAGUGUGUGGCUGAGGCAGAGUGUCCUUGUGCGGUGGAUGGUGUCCUCUAUCUGCCUGGGGAUGUCGUGCCACAGGGCUGCCACGAGUGCUCCUGCAUCUCCGGUCGGGUCACCAACUGCUCUCAGGAGGACUGCAGUGACGUGGAUGGGCCCUGGACCCCCUGGACCCCUUGGAGUGAGUGCUCAGCCUCCUGUGGGCUGGGCUACCAGCGCCGGUACCGCUUCUGCUCUGCACAUCCCGGGGCGCACUGCGCAGAGCCACAGCCUCAGGAGCGUCCCUGUGCCCGGCAGCCCUGCCACCCUCCCGACUGUGCCGCAGUGCCAGGAUCGGUGUUCAGCCACUGCGGGCCCCCCUGUCCCCGCUCCUGCAAUGACAUCUCACACUGCACGUGGCACUGCCAGCCCGGCUGUUACUGCACCAACGGCACGCUGCUGGAUGCAGCAGGCACAGCGUGUGUGGCCCCAGAGAACUGCACCUGCCUGGAUGCACACAGCGGGCAGCGGCACCAGCCGGGGCAGAGCGUGCCACGUGGUGAUGGCUGCAACAACUGCACCUGCACCCAGGGGAGACUGCUGUGCACUGGGCUGCCCUGCCCUGUGCCUGGUGCCUGGUGCGAGUGGUCCCCGUGGACGCCAUGCUCGAGGAGCUGCGGGGAUGAGGCUGCCAUGCGGCACCGUGUCUGCUCCUGCCCUGCACCACAACAGGGGGGGCCGGGCUGCCCCGGGGGGCAGGAGGGGCACGGGGACACCGGGAUGCAGCUGCAGCGCCAGGAGUGCCCCUCCAUGCCACCCUGCCCUGAGGAUGGGGCCUGGAGUGCCUGGGGGCCCUGGUCAGGCUGUGGGGGCUGCGGGGGGCAGACGGUGCGCACCCGCUCCUGCUCCAACCCCCCUGCCCGCUUCGGGGGCCUGCCCUGUGCUGGAGAGGCACGCCAGAGCCGGGCCUGCCCAUGGGCCACCAGCACCUGCCCAGAGUGUGGUGGUGGUCUGGUGCUCUUCGCCUGCGGCAAGCCGUGUCCCCACUCCUGCGAGGACCUGAGGGAGGACACUGCCUGCAUGGCCACCCACCGCUGCCUGCCCACCUGCACCUGUCCCCAUGGGCAGCUGCUGCAGGACAGCGACUGCGUGCCCCCAGAGCGCUGCCGCUGUGUGUGGGAACCCUCCAAGAAUGGGAGCAUCUGGGAGCAGAAUGGAACUGUCCCCAUGCAGGAACUGCAGCCUGGUGAGACCUUGCAGAGACGCUGCCAGAACUGCACAUGCAAGGCCGGCACACUGCAAUGCCACGCAGAGCCUGGGUGCCAUGUGGAUGGGGGCUGGAGCCCCUGGGGGCCGUGGUCCCCCUGCUCCCCAGGCUGCCACGCUGGCACCCAGCUUGCCACCCGCCAGUGCAACAACCCCACACCCCAACUUGGGGGUCGGGGCUGCUCUGGGCACAGCCAGCGCCAGAGACCCUGCCCUGCCACUGAGGGCUGCCCAGAGGAGGAGCCAUGGGGUGAGUGGUCCCCAUGGGGGCCCUGCAGUGUCUCCUGCGGUGGGGGGGAGCAGCUCCGCCAUCGGGACUGCCCCCCCCAUGGGGGGUGCCCAGGGUUGGCCCUGCAGAGCAAAACCUGCAACAUCCACGUGUGUCGGGAGGCGGGCUGCCCCCCGGGACGGCUGUACCGCGAGUGCCAGCGGGGCGAGGGCUGCCCCUACAGCUGCGCCCACCUGACCGGCCGCGUCGCCUGCUUCCCCGGGGGGUGCCAGGAGGGCUGCCACUGCCCCGCCGGCACCCUGCUGCACCACGGCCACUGCCUGCAGGAGUGCCCCUGUGUGCUGACAGCCGAGGUCCUGCGGGAGCUCCGGAACAGCCCUGCCGACCCCCAGGCAGCCGCUCCUCUCCUGGACAUCCAGGGAUUGCCCCUGGCUCUGGACCAGGAGGUGCCGCCAGGCAGCACCAUCCACUCCGCCUGCACCUCCUGCACCUGCCUCCACGGCCGCCUCAACUGCUCGGAGCCCGUGUGCCCUCGGGACGGGGGCUUCUCGCCCUGGGGUCCUUGGAGCAGCUGCUCGCGGAGCUGCGGGGGUCUGGGGGUGAUGACGCGUAGGAGGGGCUGCACCAACCCCGAGCCCGCCCGGGGGGGCCGGGACUGCGCCGGGCCACGCUCCAACAGCAAAUACUGCCAGAGCCCCGAGUGCCCGGCCACCCCCACCACGGAGCCCGAGCCCGGUGUCCCAGGUGUGGAAGAAGAGGAAGGUUUCGGGCCCUGGUCCCCCUGGAGCCCCUGUUCCAAGACGUGCACGCACCCCGAGCGCCCGGCCACCAAGACCCGCGAGCGCGCGUGUGUCGGGACGGCCGCGUGCAGCGGGGGCAGCUUCCAGGAGCAGCCCUGCAACCUUCCCCUCUGCUCAGACGUCCCCCCGUGUCAAGGCGAGGACUGCGCCGGUCUGAACUGUUCGUGGGCGCCGUGGGGGCCGUGGGCCGAGUGCUCCCGCAGCUGCGGUGUGGGGCGGCAGCAGCGGCUGCGGGCUUACAGCCCCCCCGGCGCGGGCGGCCGCUGGUGCCCGGGGAUCCUCAGCGCCUUCGUGCAGCGCCGCUUCUGCAACUUGCAGGCGUGCAAAGUGGAUGGUGCGUGGUCGACAUGGAGCCCCUGGUCCCACUGCGACCGCACGUGCGGGGGGGGCCGAGCGGUGCGCACACGGUCCUGCACCCGACCGCCCCCCAAGAACGGGGGACAGCGCUGCCCCGGAGAGAGGCACCAACUGCACCUCUGCAACGGCCAGCCCUGCGGUGACAGCUGCCCCCCUGGCAUGGCCCUGGUGACCUGUGCCAACCACUGCCCCCGGCACUGUGGGGACCUACAGGAGGGCAUCGUCUGCAGGGAGGAGGAGCACUGUGAGCCCGGCUGCCGCUGCCCCAAUGGCACACUGGAGCAGGACGGGGGCUGCGUGCCCCUCGCACACUGUGAGUGCACAGAUGCACAGGGCCACGGUUGGGUGCCAGGCAGCACACAUCAUGAUGGCUGCAACAACUGCACGUGCCUGGAGGGCCGCCUGCACUGCACCGACCGCCUCUGCCCACCGCUGCGCUGCCACUGGAGCCGCUGGUCGCGCUGGUCUCCAUGCAGUGUCACCUGUGGGGACGGCCAGCAGACGCGCUUCAGGACACCCACGGCGGGCUCAUGGGGCGAGGAGUGCCAGGGGGAGCAGAUGGAGAACCGGGGCUGUGCCAUGGGGCCUUGCCCACCCCUGUGCCCCCAGGGCAGCUGGGAGAGGCGGCUGGGGGACACGUGGCUGCAGGGCGAGUGCCAGCGAUGCACUUGCACGCCAGAGGGCACUGUUUGCGAGGACACCGCCUGUGCCGGGGCCGAACACUGCACGUGGGGCACAUGGAGCCCCUGCUCCCGGAGUUGUGGCACAGGUCUGACCUCCCGGGACGGCUCCUGCUCUUGCCCAUCCCCGGGUCCCACUGGUGCCCUCUGCAAUGCCAGCACGGGGGAUGGAGACAGAGCUCAACGGGAGGUGCAGGCCUGCUACCUUCGCCCCUGCCCAGCUGAGUGCUCCUGGAGCGCCUGGAGCUCCUGGGGCAGCUGCUCCUGCAGCUCCCCGCUGCAGCACCGGCAUCGGCACCGGCACCGGCACGGCACCGGCCUCUGCGUGGGGCUGGAUGUGGAGCUGCGCGCCUGCAACGCCUCGGGUUGCUCCGAAUCCAGCUGUGAGCCCCCCUUCGAGUUCCAGCCCUGCAGCCCUCCCUGCGCCCGGCUCUGCUCCACACUGCAGCACCCGGAGCUGUGCCCAGCCCAGUCCCACUGCCUGCCCGGCUGCUUCUGCCCCCAGGGGCUCCUGGAGCAGAAUGGUGCCUGUGUGCCCCCCGAGCAAUGUGACUGCCUGUACACCAACGGGUCAGGCAACCUGAUGACGCUGUCCUCAGGAGACACCAUCCUGCUGGGAUGCAAGGAGUGUGUGUGCCAGGACGGAGCCCUGCAGUGCAGCAGUGAAGGCUGCCAGGGGCUGCUCCCACUGAGCCCCUGGUCAGAGUGGACGCCUUGCAGCACCUGCCUGCCCCUGUCCCCAUCCCACCUGGAGGAUGUCACACCCCACGUGUCAGUGCAGCACCGCUACCGAACCUGCCUGGACCCACAGAGUGGCCAGCCCUGGACUGGGGACACGGCUGUGUGCUCAGCUGAGCUGCAGCAGCAGCAGCUUUGCCCAGACCCCGACAUUUGCCAAGAGCUGUGCCUCUGGAGCCCCUGGGGGCCAUGGGGGCCCUGCCAGCAGCCCUGCAGUGGGAGUUUCCACCUGCGGCACCGCCACCUCCAGCGCCUGGCGGGCAGCGGGCAGUGCCAGGGGGCACAGACCCAGAGCGAGAGCUGCAACACAGCCGUGUGCCCAGGAGAGGAUUGUGAGGAACAGGGAAGGGUAUUCACCACCUCCUGCGCCAACAGCUGCCCCCGCGCCUGCACCGACCUCUGGCAGCACGUGGAGUGUGUGCAGGGGGGCUGCAAGCCAGGGUGCCGGUGCCCACAGGGACAGCUGCUGCAGGAUGGGCUGUGUGUGCCCACGGCCCAGUGCCGCUGCGGGCUGAGCGGGGACAACGGCACCCAGGAGCUGUGGCCGGGACAGGAGGCCACCAUUGAGUGCCACAACUGCACCUGUGAGAACGGCACCAUGGUGUGCCCAGCACUGCCGUGCCCAUCCUACGGGCCCUGGUCCACCUGGAGCCCCUGCUCAAGCAGCUGUGGCAGCGGCCGCACCUCCCGGCACCGCACCUGCAAGCCGAGACCCGGUGGGGUGCCCUGCACGGCCAGCUUGACACAGGAGACAGCUGAGUGCAGCCCCCAGCCCUGCCCUGCUGGCUGCCAGCUGAGCCCCUGGUCCCCGUGGAGCCCCUGCAGCAGCAGUUGCGGUGGGGGCCGCUCGGAGCGCAGCCGGGAGCUGCUGGGGGGUGAGGAGGAGCCGUGCCCCAUCCCAGCAUUGCAGCAGCACCGUGUCUGCAACGUGCACAACUGCACACAGGAGUGUCCCCACAGCCAGGUGCGCAGCGAAUGUGCCAACGCCUGUCCCCAUGCCUGUGCUGACCUGCGCCCAUACGCACAGUGCCUACCACAGCCCUGCCAGCCUGGCUGUGCCUGCCCACCUGGACAGGUGCUGCAGGAUGGAGCCUGUGUGCCCCCUGAGGAGUGCCGCUGCACGCUCGACCCCAGCAUGCCUGGAGUGCUCAACCUGUCACGGGAGGAGCAAGAGCAGGAGCACCCACCGGGCAGCCGCCUGCAGCACCGUUGCAACACAUGUGUUUGCAUCCGUGGCACCUUCAACUGCUCACAGGAGGAGUGCAAUGUGGAUUGCCUGUGGUCCCCGUGGUCGCCCUGGUCCCCCUGCUCAGUGACAUGUGGGAUGGGUGAGCAGCUCUCACACCGGCACCCACUGCGGCAGCGGCUCUAUGAGGGGGCUGAGUGCGUGGGCCCCCCUGUGCGCCGGGCGCUCUGCCACCUCCCCGACUGUGCCUGCCCAGAGGGGGAGCGCUGGCAGGGCCCUGGGGUGCCACCGGGCUGUGAGCAGAGCUGCAGGGACAUCCUCGGGGAGGCCUCUCCAGGCUGCAUCCCCUCCCCAUUCCCUGGCUGCACCUGUGAGCCUGGCCACUACCGCAACAGCAGCGGCCACUGCGUGCCCUCUGCCCUCUGUGAGUGCCUGCACCAGGGGCAGCUCCACCAGCCUGGCAGCGAGUGGCAGGAUCAAUGCGCGAGGUGCCGCUGUGUGGAUGGCAAGGCCAACUGCACCGAUGGCUGCACGCCGCUCUCCUGCCCCGAGGGCGAGGUGAAGGUGCAGGAGCCGGGACGCUGCUGUCCUGUCUGCAGGAUGGAGUGGCCGGAGGAGCCUUCCUCCAUGUGCCGACGCUUCACCGAGCUGCGCAACAUCACCAAGGGUCCCUGCUCAUUGCUCAACGUGGAGGUCAGCUUCUGCAGCGGCCGCUGCCCAUCCCGCACCGCCGUCACCCCCGAGGAGCCGUACCUGCAGACGUUGUGCGAGUGCUGCAGUUACCGCCUGGACCCCGGCAGCCCCGUGCGCAUCCUCAGCCUGCCCUGUGUAGGAGGAGCAGCCGAGCCCGUGGUGCUGCCCGUCAUCCACAGCUGCGAGUGCAGCAGCUGCCAGGGUGGGGAUUUCUCCAAGCGCUGAUGCCCCGGAGGGAAGCUGUCCUGCUGCGUGCCGUGGUGGUGGAGGAGCUCGAGGUGUCCCCCUUUCCCUUCUGUACUGCAAUAAAGCUAU